AGGCCGCCUCAGUCCUCACCCACUCUCAAACCCGAAAAGCCAAAAAAGCAUUUUGAAGACGCACACCAUUGCAAAUACUUGACCGAGGGAAAUGGCUUAUCAUCUCUGCUCCUCACCCUCUUCUCUCUUCCAUGACCGCCAACCUUUCUGCAACUCUCUGUCCUCACCACGAAAACCCAUUCUCAGAAGCUUAACGUUCUUUUCCCAGCCGAAUCCUCUCCAACCUCAACCUAAAACCUUGUUCCAAAUAAGACAUGUUUCUAUACAAGACCCAAUCCCACAAGAAACCCACAAGGCAAGUCCCUCGGAAGACUCAAACACUAAAUACCCAGAUGGAAAAUCUGGGUCCUCAUCCAGAAGCUACAUCUGGGUCAAUCCCAGAAGUCCCAAAGCAUCACGGCUUCGGCGACAUUCCUACGAUGCAAGGUACGCUUCUCUUGCGAAAGUGGCCGAGUCUUUGAAUUCAUGUAAUCCAAAUGAGGAAGAUGUUGCUGAAGUUCUGGGGGCUUUAGGAGAUAGAAUUUUGGAACAAGAUGCUGUGAUUGUUCUUAAUAACGCGAUGAACCCAGACACCGCAUUGCUUGCACUGAGGUACUUUCAGCAGAGGCUGAAACCAAAUAGGGAAGUGGUUCUUUAUAAUGUGACUAUUAAGGUGUUUAGAAAGUGUAGGGAUUUGGUUGGAGCAGAGAAGCUGUUUGAUGAAAUGCUUGAGAGAGGGUUAAAACCUGAUAAUGUCACGUUCUCCACUCUGAUUACCUGUGCUAGGAUGUGUUCUUUGCCAAAUAAGGCUGUGGAGUGGUUUGAGAAGAUGCCUACUUUUGGGUGUGAUCCCGAUGACGUUACCUAUUCCGCUAUGAUAGAUGCCUAUGGACGGGCUGGUAAUAUUGAUAUGGCUUUGAGUUUGUAUGACCGAGCUAGAACUGGCAAGUGGCGCAUUGACCCAGUGACAUUCUCGACAUUGAUUAAAGUGUAUGGGGUGUCAGGAAAUUUUGACGGAUGCUUGAAUGUUUUUGAAGAGAUGAAGGCUCUUGGUGCAAAGCCUAACUUGGUUAUAUAUAAUACUUUGUUGGAUGCUAUGGGAAGAGCUAAAAGGCCUUGGCAGGCAAAAACCAUUUACAAGGAAAUGAUCAACAAUGGAUUUUCCCCGAGUUGGGCAACAUAUGCAUCUCUCUUGCGGGCCUAUGGUAGAGCUCGAUAUAGUGAAGAUGCGCUUAGUGUGUACGAGGAGAUGAAGGAGAAGGGGAUGGAGUUGACUGUAGUUCUCUACAAUACACUUUUGGCCAUGUGUGCUGAUGUUGGCUAUGUUGAUGAAGCUGUCAAGAUUUUUGAAGAUAUGAAGAAUUCUGGCACUUGCAAGCCUGACAGUUGGUCAUUUUCCUCCUUGAUUACGAUACAUUCCUGUAGUGGAAAAGUCUCAGAGGCAGAGGCAAUGUUGAAUGAAAUGUUGGAGGGGGGUUUUGAGCCAAAUAUUUUUGUCUUGACAUCACUAAUUCAAUGCUAUGGGAAGGCCCAGCGUACCGAUGAUGUUGUUAGGACAUUCCAUCGGCUCUUGGAGUUGGGAAUCACUCCAGAUGAACGCUUCUGCGGUUGUCUUCUGAAUGUGAUGACCCAAACACCUAAGGAAGAACUUAAUAAGCUUACUGAUUGUGUCAAGAAGGCUAAUUCAAAGCUUGGCCAUGUGGUAAAGCUCUUGUUAGAGGAGCAAGAUAGUGAUGGAGAGUUUAAAAAGCAAGCUUCAGAACUCUUUGAUUCAGUUAGUCUGGAUGUAAGGAAGGCUUACUGCAAUUGCUUAAUUGAUCUGAGUGUAAACCUAAAUCUGUUGGAGAGAGCAUGUGAGCUACUAGAGCUGGGGCUUACACUUGAGAUAUACACAGAUAUACAGUCCAGGUCCCCAACCCAGUGGUCCCUACAUCUAAAGGGUCUCUCUCUUGGGGCAGCUCUCACCGCAUUACAUGUUUGGAUAAAUGAUUUGUCCAAGGCCGUGAAAUGUGGGGAGGAGCUUCCUCCAUUGCUUGGAAUCAAUACUGGACAUGGGAAACACAAGUACUCAGAUAAGGGUUUAGCGACUGUGUUUGAGACACAUUUGAAGGAACUCAAUGCUCCGUUCCAUGAGGCUCCUGAUAAGGUUGGCUGGUUUUUGACUACAAAGGUCGCAGCCCAGUCAUGGUUGGAGUCUAGAAGUUCGCCUGAAUUAGUUGCUCCAGAGGUUUCUUGCUCAUAAUGGUCUGGCAUUAUGGGAACUGCUCUUCUCAUUGACAUGUAAUGCCUAGAAAUGCACCAUCAUGGGAAACUGCAUAGAUGUUUUGAUGCAUCGGCCAAAAGAGAAGAUUAGAGUUCUCAUGUCUGAUGGAGGAGAUGAGUUCAAUGCCUGGGCACCUGCUGAAAAAAUCACCCGUGGCCCUUACAAUGGCCUUAAGCUGGUACACCAUGCUGAGCCUCAUUCAUCAUUGCCACCCAACACCAGGCUAGAACCUUAUCUCUUACCACUCCAGGCACAGCCUCCUUGCCCUCCGAUUCCUUCAAGAACGGCCAACCCCAAAACUGGCAAGAGACGGAAAGUGCAGAUUGUGGUGACUAGGGAACGGUAGGAGUUGCUGUUAAGAACCACGCAGAAGUUCGAGUCCAAAGGUAUUGCUCUCCAUUGCUUAAAGAAUCUUCGGGUAGAAGGGUGUCAGAAAUGGCAGCCAUCUUUAGCCACGAUUCCUGAGGCGUAUAGCUUUGGAGUGACAGGAUAGCUAGCUGCUGCUAUAUUUUUUUGUUCUACCAGUUGCUCAGCUACCAAUUCACCAUGGAAAUUGUAUCUCUCUCGGAUAAUCGUGGAGAUAACAGCAAAUUGCAAACCACUACAAGCUUAAGGAACGAGAGCAAAGUUAAUGAGAAGUCACAUUAUAUCAUAUAGGAUUAUCAAUGCACGAGAUUAAAGUUAUUGAACCAUGAAUGCUGAGCACACAGGAAAAAGUUAGACAGAAAAUUGUACCUUAUAGGUGAGUUUGCAGGUCUAAUCUUUCUAUUAUUAUCCACUUUCAUUGAUGCAGCUUCCUUUUCUCUAGUUGAUGCUUCUCUCUUCAUCUUUUUAGACUCUACUUCAAUGGAUUUUGUCAGUGCAUCAACCUUCUUCAUGAGCAUCUGGCAAGGGAUUUUACCUCAGAUUCAAGCGGAGCAAUAACUGACUCGAUAGGAAGAGAGUAAUCGUCCUUUUGAUCUGCAUACACCCGUCUAAGGGUUGCUUCAGCAGCAUAUUGUGCAGCCAAUGCAUCUUUCUUCUCACUUGUUACUUUCUUGAUUUCAAUGUUCUGCAUUUCAUCAGUUUUGACACGAUUGGAGUGAGUAUCUUAGCCUCACGAAUUUAGCACAUUUUUCUGUAGCUCCAAGAGACUUCAGUAAAGCCUGGACUUACCUUAUGUUCAAGAAGAUUUUCAGUGACUCGGAGUUUCUCUUCCGUUUUCUGAACUUCAGUUCUGAGCUGUAAAAAUAACAAAAGAAAUGCAAACACGGAUUUAGUGGUAA
This is a messenger RNA of Carya illinoinensis, 3507 nucleotides long. Its product is annotated as pentatricopeptide repeat-containing protein At4g16390, chloroplastic. Gene Ontology annotation, molecular function: protein binding. Lineage: Eukaryota; Viridiplantae; Streptophyta; Magnoliopsida; Fagales; Juglandaceae. The record is from RefSeq and is a predicted model, not a curated record. Gene Ontology annotation, cellular component: chloroplast. The transcript has 4 exons. Bases 92 to 2221 code for a protein of 709 amino acids.